GUUUGAGAGCCUUGUAACUGUCUUCCUUCUAGAAUGAGAUGCUGGAGGAGGGCCAGGAGUAUGCUGUGAUGCUGUACACGUGGAGGAGCUGCUCUCGCGCUAUCCCACAGGUGAAGUGUAAUGAGCAGCCCAACAGAGUGGAGAUCUAUGAGAAGACAGUGGAGGUGCUGGAGCCUGAGGUCACCAAGCUCAUGAACUUUAUGUACUUCCAGCGAUUGGCUAUAGACCGGUUCUGUGGGGAGGUGCGUCGUCUCUGCCACGCUGAGAGGAGGAAGGACUUUGUCUCCGAGGCCUACCUCCUGACCCUGGGGAAGUUCAUCAACAUGUUCGCUGUGCUGGACGAACUCAAGAACAUGAAGUGUAGCGUCAAGAACGACCACUCUGCCUACAAACGAGCUGCCCAGUUCCUCAGGAAGAUGUCAGAACCCUCAUCCAUCCAGGAGUCUCAGAACCUCUCCAUGUUUCUGGCCAACCACAACAAGAUCACUCAGUCUCUGCAGCAGCAGUUGGAGGUGAUUAACGGCCACGAUGAGCUGCUGGCUGACAUAGUCAACCUGUGUGUUGAUUACUAUGAGAACAGGAUGUACCUGACCCCCAACGAGAAACACAUGCUGCUCAAGGUGAUGGGGUUUGGUCUG
Oncorhynchus gorbuscha (pink salmon) is the source of this 638-nucleotide messenger RNA. RefSeq names its product cytoplasmic FMR1-interacting protein 1 homolog. The transcript has 6 exons. The annotation marks the transcript as partial. Lineage: Eukaryota; Metazoa; Chordata; Actinopteri; Salmoniformes; Salmonidae. Gene Ontology annotation, molecular function: RNA 7-methylguanosine cap binding; small GTPase binding. The record is from RefSeq and is a predicted model, not a curated record. Gene Ontology annotation, cellular component: SCAR complex; neuron projection; synapse. Gene Ontology annotation, biological process: cell morphogenesis; axon guidance; lamellipodium assembly.